This is a messenger RNA of Pelecanus crispus (Dalmatian pelican), 886 nucleotides long. The record is from RefSeq and is a predicted model, not a curated record. Lineage: Eukaryota; Metazoa; Chordata; Aves; Pelecaniformes; Pelecanidae.
GUCCGGCUGAAGAUGCUGUAUGCUGCCACCAGAGCGACGGUGAAGAAGGAGUUUGGCGGGGGGCAUAUAAAGGACGAGAUGUUUGGAACAGUGAAGGAGGACGUGUCCCUGAGCGGUUACCAAAAGCACGUGUCCUCCUGCUCCGCCCCAGCCCCGCUGACUGCAGCCGAGCAGGAGCUCCAGCAGAUCCGCAUCAACGAGGUGAAGACGGAGAUCAGCGUGGAGAGCAAGCACCAGACCCUGCAGGGCCUGGCCUUCCCCCUGCAGCUGGAUGCUCAGCAAGCCAUCCAGGCGCUCAAGCAGAAGAAAAUCAACUACAUCCAGCUGAAGCUGGAUCUGGAGCGGGAGACCAUCGACCUGGUGCACACAAGCCCCACGGAGAUCGCUGACUUGCCCAAGAGGAUCCCGCAGGACUCUGCUCGCUACCAUUUCUUCCUGUACAAGCACUCACAUGAAGGAGACUAUCUGGAGUCUGUCGUCUUUAUCUACUCCAUGCCUGGGUACAAAUGCAGCAUCAAGGAGCGCAUGCUCUACUCCAGCUGCAAGAGCCGGUUGCUGGACACCGUGGAGCAGGAGUUUUGCCUGGAGAUAGCUAAGAAGAUCGAGAUUGACGAUGGAGCCGAGCUGACGGCAGAGUUCCUCUACGAGGAGGUGCACCCCAAGCAGCAUGCCUUCAAGCAGGCCUUCGCCAAGCCCAAAGGGCCCGUGGGCAAACGGGGACAGAAGCGGCUGAUCAAGGGGCCAGGCGAGAAUGGUGAGGACAGUUAGAUCCCGCAGGACCGGGCAGUGAACGGACAGCAUCCCCGCGGCGCUUCCUGGCUUCCUCUCUGCUGACCUGGGGAUCUUUCCCUCUAUCUCAGCCUAUUUUUUUUUCCCCCCUUCUUUU